This is a messenger RNA of Colletotrichum higginsianum IMI 349063, 1974 nucleotides long. Its product is annotated as Pescadillo-like protein. The coding region runs from base 1 to 1974 and encodes 657 amino acids. The record is from RefSeq and is a predicted model, not a curated record. Gene Ontology annotation, molecular function: RNA binding. Lineage: Eukaryota; Fungi; Ascomycota; Sordariomycetes; Glomerellales; Glomerellaceae. Gene Ontology annotation, biological process: ribosome biogenesis; maturation of LSU-rRNA from tricistronic rRNA transcript (SSU-rRNA, 5.8S rRNA, LSU-rRNA). The transcript has a single exon. Gene Ontology annotation, cellular component: nucleolus; PeBoW complex.
AUGGGCAGGAUUAAGAAGAAGGGCCAGGCCGGAGCGGCCAAGAACUAUGUCACCAGAAACCAGGCCAUCCGCAAGCUGCAGAUCAGCCUGCCCGACUUCCGCAAGCUCUGCAUCUGGAAGGGAAUCUACCCUCGCGAGCCGCGCAGCAAGAAGAAGGUUUCCAAGUCCUCGACCGCCUCGACGACCUUUUACUACGCAAAGGACAUCCAGUACCUCCUGCACGAGCCGCUUCUGCAGAAGUUCCGCGACCAGAAGGCCCUCGAGAAGAAGAUCUCGCGCGCUCUCGGCCGUGGAAACGUCGGCGACGCGAAGCGCUUGGAGAAGAACGCGGCCAGGCCCGAGGAGACAGGCAAGCCGAGACACACCCUCGACCACGUCAUCAGAGAGCGAUACCCGACCUUUGUCGACGCUGUGAGAGACCUCGACGACUGCCUGUCCAUGCUGUUCCUGUUCGCCAACCUGCCCUCGACCUCGUCCGUCCCCGCCAAGAUGAUUGCGCGCUGUGAGCGCCUGUGCCUCGAGUUCCAGCACUACCUGAUCGUCUCGCAGAGCGUCACCAAGUCUUUCCUCUCGAUCAAGGGCAUCUACUACCAGGCAAACAUUCACGGCGAGGACGUUUUGUGGCUGGUGCCUUACAAGUUCAACCAGAGGGUCGUUGGUGACGUCGACUUCCGCAUCAUGGGCACUUUCGUCGAGUUCUACAUGACGCUGUUGGGCUUCAUCAACUUCCGCCUGUACACGGCCCUCGGCCUCAAGUACCCGCCCAAGUUCGACCAGAACAAGGACAACCAGUCCGCCGAGCUCGCUGCCUUCACUCUCGAGGGCCAGAACCUGGCCGCGCUCGAGGACAAGAAGCAGACCAGCAACGGUGAGACCCAGCACAAGGUCGACCCCAAGACGCAGGCCGCGGUCGAUAAGGUUAUCAAGAAGCUCAAGGACUCGAACGCCGACGACGAGACCGCGACGGAGGAGCAGACCGAAUCCACAGAAGAACCCACCAACGACAUCGACAAGUUCGAGCCUGCCGCGCCCGGCGGCGACGUCCUCCUCCAGCCCGAGCACUCCAGCUCGGACAGGGCCAAGCUGUUCAGCAACUGCACAUUCUUCCUCUCCCGUGAGACGCCCAGACAACCGCUCGAGUUCCUCCUGCGGUCGUUCGGCUGCAAGCGCAUCGGUUGGGACGCCGUCCUCGGCGAGGGUGCCUUCACUACUGAUGAGCGCGAUCCUUCCAUCACCCACCAGAUCGUCGACCGUCCCCAGCUGUACGCGGCGAACAACGAGGGAGGCGAUGGCGAGGACAACCAGACGUCCCAGAAGCUGGCACCCAACCAGCGCAUUCCCGGCCGGACAUACGUCCAGCCCCAGUGGGUCUGGGACAGCGUCAAUGACGAGGAGCUGAAGCAGCCGGACCAGUACGCCCCCGGCGCGCAGCUCCCUCCCCAUCUCAGCCCCUUCGUCAGGCAGGUCCAGGGCGCAUACGACCCGACUGUGCCUCUCGAGGAGCAGGAGACGGAGGGCGAGGCACUUGCCGAGAGCGACGGCGAGAUGGACGUCGACGAGGCGGACGCCGGCGGCAUGGACGUUGCCGGUUCUGAGGACGACGACGAGGAGGAGGACGGCGAGGGAUCCGAUCUUGACGGCGUCUCUGCCGACGAGGAAGAGGCCAACGAGUCGGAAGACGACGAGGAGGCACAGCGCCAGCUCGAGCUUGAGGCCGAGCUCACGGGCGGCGCAGUCAAGCCGAAGGAGACCAAGCCCAAGACCAAGAAGGAGGCGGCGCGCAAGGCGCACGCCAAGAAGAUGGCCGAGGAGGCCGAGGACAUUGAGCGGGCCAAGGGCAUGCUCAGCAAGAAGAAGAGAAAGCUGUUUGAGCAGAUGCAGUACACUAAUAACAAGAAGAGCGCCGAGGACGAGAAGCUCCGUGCCAAGAGGAGGAGGCUGGAGAAGCAGCUCAACAAGAAGGCCAAGGCGUGA